Molecule: messenger RNA, 814 nt
Organism: Eleginops maclovinus (Patagonian blennie)
Lineage: Eukaryota; Metazoa; Chordata; Actinopteri; Perciformes; Eleginopidae
Gene: myl2a
Product: myosin, light chain 2a, regulatory, cardiac, slow
Exons: 7
Coding region: 101-610 (169 amino acids)
Biological process (GO): muscle cell fate specification; heart development; cardiac muscle contraction
Cellular component (GO): cytoplasm; myofibril
Molecular function (GO): calcium ion binding
Source: RefSeq, a predicted model, not a curated record
AUAAAUAUCAUCCAGUGGAGCUGAGGGUUGGGACUACAAAAGAGCGUCCACCGUCUCCCCGUUGUUCACUGGCAUCACUGUUAGCCUCAGCUGCUCAGCCAUGGCCCCCAAGAAAGCUAAGAAGAGGACAGCAGAGGGAGCCAACUCCAAUGUGUUCUCCAUGUUUGAGCAGACUCAGAUCCAGGAGUUUAAAGAGGCCUUCACUAUCAUGGAUCAGAACAGGGACGGCUUCAUCGACAAGAACGACCUGAGGGACACUUUUGCUGCUCUAGGACGUCUCAAUGUGAAACAGGAAGAGAUUGAUGAGAUGCUCAAAGAGGCUCCCGGCCCAAUCAACUUCACCGUCUUCCUCACCAUGUUCGGUGAGAAGCUGAAAGGUGCUGAUCCAGAGGAGACCAUCCUCAACGCGUUUAAAGUCUUUGACCCUGAGGCGAAAGGCUCGCUGAGGAAGGACUAUGUGACACAGAUGCUAACAACGCAAGCAGACCGAUUUUCCCCUGAAGAGAUGGAGCAGAUGUUCGCUGCCUUCCCCCCAGAUGUGGCAGGUAACCUGGAUUACAACAACCUGGUUCACAUCAUCACCCACGGAGAGGAGAAGGACCAGGAGUAAACCUUUAUCAACACCAAAUAGAAAGUGUAUCUUCUGCCCGUACAUGACUUUAACCCGGCCCACUGAAAGAGAUUCUGGCUGUGGGUUAUUCUUACAUAUUUUUCUUUGCUGCGUUGUUUCUGCUCAGUUCUUACUCAGGAGCACAAGACAAAAUGUGCGUUCACAGGCCCCGAAAAUGGACAAUAAACUACAUUACCAAAGUGA